Molecule: messenger RNA, 2393 nt
Organism: Rhododendron vialii
Lineage: Eukaryota; Viridiplantae; Streptophyta; Magnoliopsida; Ericales; Ericaceae
Product: ATP-dependent DNA helicase Q-like 1
Exons: 10
Coding region: 102-1976 (624 amino acids)
Biological process (GO): double-strand break repair via homologous recombination
Cellular component (GO): nucleus; cytoplasm; chromosome
Molecular function (GO): four-way junction helicase activity; ATP binding; 3'-5' DNA helicase activity
Source: RefSeq, a predicted model, not a curated record
GCAUGUACGGUGUCAAAAAGCGCGGGAAAUCCAUCCACGAGUAAUCGAUCACUCGAAGCGCGCGCGCAGAGAGAGAGAGAGAGAGAGAGAGAGAGAGAGAGAUGGAAGACGAGGAAUUGGAGGUGCAAAAGGCGCGAUUGCUGAGCUUAGCCCUCGAAUUCGGAUUCGACGAAGAGUCCUCCAAGAAGUGCUUGGAUCGUCUUGUUCAUCUCUACGGCGAUGAUGGGCGAGAUUUCAUCAGUGUGGAGCACUGUGGUGAUGAUUUUCUUGCGGCACUUGGUGAAUCUAUGCAAGACAGUGAGGACUGGGAUGAUUUACAAGCCAUGGAAUCAGAGGCUUGUGGAACUUUGGCCGAUAUAUUUGACAAGGAUAUCAUCAACAAUUUCGAAGAUGCUAGUAAUGUGAAAGCAAGAAGCAAGAAGCAUGUCAUGGAAAAUUCUGCCAAGUCUGAGAAGCAACGCAAUUUGGUGCUAUUGGAUUCUUCAAGUGACAGUGAAGACUUGGAUUUCAUAACUCCGAGUAAAAGGAAUAUUGGAUCAACCCCUUCCUGCUGUACUGAAAGGAGCGGGCAUUCCCUAACUCAAAGUGUGCAUAGACAUCCAUCAAAAUCUGUGGAUUGUAGAAGCAGCAUCACUCAAAAUUCAGUUUCCAGCAAAACAAUUGGCUCCAGGAUAUCAAAUGAUGAAAAAGAAACUCUUAGCUAUGAAGAAUUACAGGCUUUGGAUGACGUUGAGUUGGCAAAUGUUGUAAUAUUUGGUAACCUGGCUUUUCGUCCCUUGCAACAUCAGGCUUGUAAAGCAGCCUUGGCAAAGCAGGACUGCUUUAUUCUGAUGCCCACCGGAGGUGGUAAAAGUCUAUGUUAUCAGCUUCCAGCUACUCUGCAACAGGGUGUUACAGUUGUUAUAUCGCCCCUGCUUUCCCUCAUUCAGGAUCAGAUAAUUACGCUGAACCUCAAGUUUGGAAUACCAGCAACGUUCUUAAAUUCUCAACAAACACCUUCCCAAGCAGCUGCUGUCCUUCAAGAGUUAAGGAAAGAUAAACCUUCAUGCAAACUCUUGUAUGUAACUCCUGAAAGGAUUGCUGGAAAUGUGUCAUUCCAAGAGAUCCUCAAAUGCCUGCAUCGGAAAGGACAACUAGCUGGAUUUGUUGUUGAUGAAGCACACUGCGUGAGUCAAUGGGGGCAUGAUUUUCGUCCAGAUUAUCGGGGUCUAGGAUGUCUUAAGCAGAACUUUCCAGAUGUUCCAGUGAUGGCUUUGACCGCCACUGCAACGCAUUCAGUUCGUCAGGACAUCUUAAAUGCUUUAAGAAUCCCCUGCGCUCUCGUCCUUGAGACAAGCUUUGAUAGACCAAACUUGAAGUAUGAAGUGAUCGGGAAGACCCAACAAGCGUUAAAACAGCUUGGAGAGCUCUUAAAUGGCCGUUUUAAGAAUUUGUGUGGAAUUGUGUAUUGCCUUUCAAAAAGCGAAUGUGUGGAGGUCUCAAAACAUUUGAACGAGAAAUGUAAGAUAAAAUCAGCGUAUUAUCAUGCUGGUUUAGGUGCUCGGCAGAGAGUAGCUGUCCAGAAAAAAUGGCAUAUGGGAGAGGUCCAUGUUGUGUGUGCAACUAUUGCCUUUGGCAUGGGGAUAGACAAAGCUGAUGUUCGAUUUGUUGUGCAUAAUUCCUUAUCAAAAUCAAUUGAAAGCUAUUAUCAAGAGUCUGGAAGGGCAGGGCGAGACAAUCUUCCUGCAGUCUGCAUUGUACUAUAUCAGAAAAAGGAUUUCAGUCGAGUUGUAUGUAUGCUAAGAAGUGGACAAAGGUACAAAAGCCAAAGCUUUAAGACAGCCAUGGAACAUGCUCGGGAAAUGCAACAGUACUGCGAACUUAAGGGGGAAUGCCGGAGACAAACCUUACUUAAACACUUUGGAGAGUCCUUUGACCGACACGCUUGCAAAUAUGGUUCGAAUCCCUGUGAUAACUGCCUUAAAGCUUCUGUGUGAGAGGAUGCACAUUUCCAUAGUGGUAAAGCUCUGAUACUCUUUAUUGCGGGAUGGCUCAAUUUUAUUCAAGCCAGUGCUUCUUGGAGGUAGCAGUAGGGAGGAUGCUAUAUUCUCUCACCAGGUUUGCAGUUGGUCCAACUUGUUUGUUAUUUGAACUACUCCUGAACUAAGUUUUCUCCUUCUGAGAUGCCUCCACAUAGAAAUUCCGAAUAGUAGAACCUUAGUUUAUUUGUGAGGUUGGCAACAUGUUCGAAAUUUUAAUCUUUUAGAUUGAACUGAACCUUUUUUUAUUUCAUUUACUUUGAUCUUACUGUUGAUAACUUAAUUAUAGUUUGAUUUAUGAUAUACAGUAUUUUUGAAGGAGAAGACUAGAUCAGAUACAGUAAUGUUUAAGAUCAAUUUAAAACUGGUUUAAUA